AUGGUUAUUUUUCUUCUCUCUUUGAGGCUCACCGAUAUCCCACAAUUCUCAUUGGCAAAAAUCUUAAUGAAUACUCGUGAGGCAUGUAUGAAUGCACUCAUGGAAGCUACAAUGAAUAGCGGUAGGAGAAAGCGGAGCGGGGUGGUAGAUCGACGGUAUAAAGAAGAGAAGCACUUUCAGAAGAAGAAACACAAGAACGCUACUCCAAAGACUCUAACGUUGCUUCCGAUUCAUCGUAAUUUUCAAGGUAGAAUGGCGACGUUCGAACUUUACCGUAGGUCUACGAUUGGAAUGUGCCUCACCGAGACUUUGGAUGAGAUGGUUCAGAAUGGAACUCUUAGUCCUGAGCUUGCUAUUCAGGUUCUGGUUCAGUUUGAUAAGUCUAUGACUGAGGCUCUGGAAACUAAAGUUAAGAGCAAGGUUUCUAUCAAGGGACAUCUCCAUACAUACAGAUUUUGUGAUAAUGUUUGGACUUUCAUCUUACAAGAUGCUCUGUUGAAGAAUGAAGACAGCCAAGAGAAUGUUGGACGGGUUAAAAUAGUGGCAUGUGACUCAAAGUUGCUCAGUCAGUAA
Molecule: messenger RNA, 573 nt
Organism: Vicia faba (fava bean)
Lineage: Eukaryota; Viridiplantae; Streptophyta; Magnoliopsida; Fabales; Fabaceae
Source: the annotation of a GenBank genome assembly